AUGAAGAGUGUCUUUUGCAAUCUAGCGGUGGUGCUGUCCGCAUUUACAGCUACAUCCUUCGGCCAGGAUUACCUCGUUCAUAUGAUCGAGGGUGGCGCAGGCGUGGAAUCCUGGAAACCGCAGCCUGGAGAUAAUCGAGAACGGAGUCCAGAUAUUGCGAAACUGCUACUUGAACGGCGGUUGGGAUGGCCUGAAUCAUCUUCAACUAUUGGAGAAGCGGAUGAAGAGACUAUUCGGGAAUUGAAUCUUUUCGGGGGCCAGCAGGCAUUGCCUUUUGCGGAUUCAGACAAGGAGAAGGCACAGAAGCUGUUGUUGAUCCUAGAGGGUGUAGACUCAGAAGACAUCAAAUCACUGGAGACAAAAACACCGCACGAUUUUGCUAUUUCAAAUCCAUCAGCAUUCUACCUAGACGAUUCGAUAUUAUCUUCAUUCGUUUCAGAAAAGUCACAGGGUUGCCAUGAUCCCAAUACCUGUCUAUAUGGUGAAGAAGAGGCUUCAUGCACUGGGUUUGUAGCUUUGAGAAGUCGGAGCUCCGGUGCUUGCCCUCAGGAUGCUCAACUUUUCUCUGAGAUGCCAGACUGUACAUCAGGAUCAGCCAAGAUUCAGAAACUCAUCGAGCAGGUUACUGCCGGCUCUUCUACAUAUAAACAUACUUCCUUUGUCCUUCGCCUUAGAGCGACUGAAACUCCCAUUUUACGGGACGGGGAAUUAGUCUCCCUCUUCAAAGCCCUUACUGCCCUUAGCUCUGAGCUCAAUGUGGAAACUACUGUCAUAACAGUCCCAUACGACAUCUACACCAAGAACCGCAAACAGGCACGCCCCCCUGCCGACAAGGCCAAGCUGAAACUUCACCAAAGCCUUUCAGCUGCUAAGAAGGUUGUCCGUGCUGAUGCCACUGCCACCUCCACCUCCACGGCCAGACCAUCUGCGACCGCCAAUCCUACUCCCCCAUUCCAUCUGCCCGUAUGCUAUGCAAAGAAUGAAACCUGCACCGAGCGAACUAACAACUGCUCGGGCCAUGGCUCAUGCUACCUGAAACGCACUUCGUCGAAGAAUUCCACAUCCAGUACCCAAAAUGACUGCUAUGCAUGCAAGUGCCGCCGCACUGUUGUUUCCACCAACAAAGAUGGAAAGACAAAGACUGUCCAGUGGGGCGGUCCUGACUGCUCCAAGCGGGAUGUCAGCAUGCAAUUCUGGCUUAUUGGUGGCUUGAGUGUGGUGCUUGUUUUGGGAGUCGCCUAUGGUGUUGGAAUGCUGUUUAGCAUUGGGGAAGAGGAGUUGCCCGGCGUGCUGAGCGCAGGUGUUGCACCCCCCAAGCAGAAGUGA
Nannizzia gypsea CBS 118893 is the source of this 1326-nucleotide messenger RNA. RefSeq lists its product as hypothetical. Gene Ontology annotation, cellular component: endoplasmic reticulum. The transcript is spliced from 4 exons. Lineage: Eukaryota; Fungi; Ascomycota; Eurotiomycetes; Onygenales; Arthrodermataceae. The record is from RefSeq and is a predicted model, not a curated record. Bases 1 to 1326 code for a protein of 441 amino acids.